AUGUCUGCCGCCCCUGAGCAAAAAGCAGCCCUGCUGCCCCUCCUCAUCUCCAACAAAGUCCUCUCCUUUGGCAGCUACACCCUCAAAUCCGGCCGUGAAUCGCCCUACUUCUUCACCUCGUCCCUCCUGCACACUGCGCCCCUCCUCCGCGCCACCUCCGCCGCCUACGCCAGCGUCCUCUCCUCCCCUCCCUUCGUCAGCACGGAAAACGGCACAACCACCCCAAACUUCGACAUCAUUUUCGGCCCCGCAUACAAGGGCAUCCCGAUCUGCGCGGCCGUCGUCAACGAGCUCGCGGUCCGCGACUCCCUCGCUGCCAAGCCCCAAGGCACCUGGGACAACGUCAGCUACUCGUUCAACCGCAAGGAAGCCAAGGACCACGGCGAGGGCGGGAACAUCGUGGGUGCGCCGCUGAAGGGCAAGCGGGUUGUUAUUGUGGACGAUGUGAUUACGGCGGGGACUGCGCUGCGCGAGGCCGUGUCGAUCAUUGAGAAGGAGGGCGGUAUCGUUUCUGGUGUUGUUGUUCUGCUGGAUCGCGAGGAGCGCGUUAGCGAGAGUGAGGCAAAGAGUGCGGUUGGUUGUGCCCAGCGGGAUCUUGGGGAGAAGGUUCCUGUGCGCGCGGUUAUUGGGCUGCAUGACUUGAUUGAGAAGCUGGGUGGUGAGAUUGGGGAAAAGGAGGUUGAGCGGUUGAAGGAUUACCGGGCGCGUUAUGGCGCUGAGUAG
This is a messenger RNA of Aspergillus mulundensis, 723 nucleotides long. RefSeq names its product orotate phosphoribosyltransferase. Gene Ontology annotation, molecular function: orotate phosphoribosyltransferase activity. The coding region runs from base 1 to 723 and encodes 240 amino acids. The record is from RefSeq and is a predicted model, not a curated record. Gene Ontology annotation, cellular component: cytoplasm. Lineage: Eukaryota; Fungi; Ascomycota; Eurotiomycetes; Eurotiales; Aspergillaceae. Gene Ontology annotation, biological process: pyrimidine ribonucleoside biosynthetic process; pyrimidine nucleotide biosynthetic process; 'de novo' pyrimidine nucleobase biosynthetic process. The transcript has a single exon.